Phascolarctos cinereus (koala) is the source of this 4958-nucleotide messenger RNA. RefSeq names its product N-acetylglucosamine-1-phosphate transferase subunits alpha and beta (gene GNPTAB). Gene Ontology annotation, biological process: carbohydrate phosphorylation; N-glycan processing to lysosome. Gene Ontology annotation, cellular component: Golgi apparatus. The record is from RefSeq and is a predicted model, not a curated record. Gene Ontology annotation, molecular function: UDP-N-acetylglucosamine-lysosomal-enzyme N-acetylglucosaminephosphotransferase activity; calcium ion binding. Lineage: Eukaryota; Metazoa; Chordata; Mammalia; Diprotodontia; Phascolarctidae.
AGGCGGUGGCUGGAGCGGAGCUGAGCCCGGGGGCAGGUGGCCGUGGCCCGUGCUGCCAUGAGUGGCGGCGGCGGUGGCGGCGGCGAUGCUGCUCAAGCUCCUGCAGAGGCAGACCUACACCUGCCUGUCGCACAGGUACGGCCUCUACCUGUGCUUCGGGGGCGUCGUCCUCAUGAUCGUCUCCGCUUUCCAGUUUGGAGAGGUUGUUCUGGAAUGGAGCCGGGACCAGUAUCAUGUUCUGUUUGAUUCAUAUAGAGACAACAUUGCUGGCAAGUCUUUUCAGAAUCGGCUCUGUUUGCCCAUGCCCAUUGAUGUGGUCUAUACCUGGGUAAAUGGCACUGAUGUUGAACUGCUUAAAGAACUUCGGCAGGUGAGAGAACAGAUGGAGGAAGAACAGAAAGCAAUGAGAGAACUCCUUGGGAAGAACUCCACAGAACCCACCAAAAAAAGUGAAAAGCAGUUAGAAUGUUUGCUGACGCACUGCAUCAAAGUGCCCAUGCUAGUAUUGGACCCCGCCCUGCCCGCCAACAUCAGUCUGAAGGAGCUGCCAUCCAUCUAUCCUUCUCUGCAGUCUGCAAGUGACACAUUCUUUGUCGCAAAACCCAAAAACCCAUCAACUAAUGUUUCUGUUGUCGUUUUUGACAGUCAGAAGGAAGUUGAAGACGCCCAGGCUGGAAUGUUAAAAGAUGCCGGCAAACAGUCUGUGUGGAGGGGCUACCUGACCACAGACAAGGAAGUCCCGGGCCUGGUGCUCAUGCGUGACUUGGCUUUCCUGAGCGGAUUUCCACCGACAUUCAAGGAAACAGAGCAGCUGAGGGCAAAGCUCCCAGAGAACCUGUCCUCCAAAAUCACACUGCUGCAGUUGUAUUCAGAAGCCAGUGUGGCCCUCCUGAAACUGAAUAACCCCAGAGGCUUCCAGGAGUUGAAUAAACAAGCUAAGAAGAACAUGACCAUUGAGGGCAAGGAGCUGGCGCUCAGUCCUGCCUACUUGUUAUGGGAUCUCAGUGCCAUCAGUCAGUCUAAACAGGAUGAGGAUGUUUCUGCCAGCCGUUUUGAAGAUAAUGAAGAGCUGAGAUAUUCUUUGAGGUCCAUAGAGAAGCACGCUCCGUGGGUGAGAAAUAUCUUCAUCGUAACCAAUGGGCAGAUUCCUUCCUGGCUGAAUCUUGAUAACCCUCGGAUAACUAUAGUAACGCAUCAGGAGGUGUUUCGGAAUUUGAGUCACUUGCCUACCUUUAGCUCCCCUGCUAUUGAAAGCCAUAUUCAUCGGAUUGAAGGGCUGUCGCAGAAGUUUAUUUACUUAAAUGAUGAUGUGAUGUUUGGGAAGGAUGUCUGGCCAGAUGAUUUUUACAGUCACUCCAAAGGUCAGAAGGUCUAUUUGACCUGGCCCGUUCCCAACUGUGCUGAGGGCUGCCCCGGCUCCUGGAUUAAAGAUGGGUACUGCGAUAAGGCCUGUAAUAAUUCAGCAUGUGAUUGGGAUGGAGGAGAUUGCAUUGGUAACAGUGGCGGCAGUCGAUACGUCGCUCCAGGAGGCGGCCACGGCGGCGGGGCAGUUGGGCCACCCUGGCACUUUGGUGGUGGAAUAAGCGGAAUCUCUUACUGUAACCAGGGAUGUGCCAAUUCUUGGCUCGCCGAUAAGUUCUGCGAUCAGGCGUGCAACGUGUUGUCAUGUGGGUUUGAUGCUGGCGACUGUGGGCAAGAUCAUUUUGAUGAAUUACACAAGGUGACUCUCAUCCCAAACCAGACUCACUACAUUAUCCCCAAGGGAGAAUGCCUCCCCUAUUUCAGCUUUGCUGAAAUUGCCAAAAGAGGAAUUGAGGGUGCCUACAGUGACAAUCCAAUCAUCCGCCACGUCUCUGUUGCCAACAAGUGGAAGACAAUCCACCUCAUACUGCACAGUGGCAUGAAUGCUACCAUCAUACAUUUCAAUGUCACAUUUCAAAACAAAAACAACCAAGAGUUUAAAAUGCAGAUCACAGUAGAAGUGGACACUAGGGAGGAGCCAAAACCUAAUAUUACCACCCAGAAGCCUCAUGCAAGUGAGGCUAGCCCCAUCACACCUCUGCCAGAGGCCGAAAUCCUAUUUGAAGAUAUUCCGGAAGAAAAACGCUUCCCAAAGUACAACAAACAUGCAGAUGGCUUUCAGGAAACUAUAAGAAUACCCCUUGUAAAUAUCUCUGAACUUCCAAAAGAAGUACAACUGAGUCUGAAGAAGUUGGAUGUAAAGCUGGAAGGUGGUGAUAUUACUCUGAAGGGAUAUAACCUGUCCAAGUCUGUUCUGCUGAGACCAUUUCUGAAAGGCGCUCAAGUCAUCGAAGUAAAAGCUAACCAAGUUGUAAAAAGGGAAAAAGACAGUCUGCAAGAUCCCGUGAGUAGGGAGCAUCACACCAGCCUCCCCAAAGAGAGCUCAGAAAAUGCCGAUGGCGCGAAGACAAUGAACUUUCCAGCUGAAGGUGCUGGCAGGACAGUCGAGGUGGGCGGGAGGCAUCAGGAUCACUCUUUACCUCGGGAGUGGGCAAAAGCUGCUUCUGCAACUCAGAAAGUUGGAGUCAGUGUUGGCUUAAGAGGAACGACCGUUGUCCCAGCUCAAGACCGAGCAGCCCAGGAAAAGGAGCUCUUAGAGAAAGCCAAGGAGAACAGAGGAGUGGGGCUGAUCGAAGGGCAUGCCGAGGACCAUGAUCUACACAAUGGCGGAGUAAGGCCUGGAAGAAAACUUCAAGAAUAUGCUGGGAGCUAUCUAGGAUUCUUGCCUUGGGAAAAAAAGAAGUAUUUCCAAGAUCUUCUUGAGGAAGAAGAAUCAUUAAAGAAACAGUUGUCAUACUUGACGGAUAGCAAAUAUGUUGGAAGACAACUAAAAGAUACCUUUGCUGAUUCUCUCCGAUAUGUAAAUAAAAUUCUAAACAGCAGGUUUGGAUUUACAUCUCGGAAAGUCCCCGCCCAUAUGCCCCAUAUGAUUGACCGCAUUGUUAUGCAAGAACUGCAGGAUAUGUUUCCUGAAGAAUUUGACAAGACUUCUGUUCACAAAGUACGCCACUCUGAAGACAUGCAGUUUGCUUUUUCUUACUUCUACUAUCUCAUGAGUGCGCUUCAGCCGCUGAACGUUGCUCAAGUUUUUGAUGAAGUCGAUACUGACCAGUCUGGUAUCUUGUCGGACAGGGAGAUUCGGACAUUAGCUACAAGGAUUCAUGACCUGCCUUUAAGCUUGCAGGAUUUGACAGGUCUGGAGCACAUGUUAAUAAAUUGUUCUAAAAUGCUCCCUACUAACAUCACUCAGAUAAACAACAUCCCUCCAACGCAGGAAGCUUACUACGACCCUAACCUGCCACCAGUGACUAAAAGUCUGGUAACCAACUGUAAACCAGUAACUGAUAAAAUCCAUAAAGCGUAUAAAGACAAAAACAAAUAUAGGUUUGAAAUCAUGGGAGAAGAGGAAAUUGCUUUCAAAAUGAUUCGCACCAAUGUUUCUCAUGUGGUUGGCCAAUUAGAUGACAUAAGAAAAAAUCCCAGAAAAUUUGUUUGCCUGAAUGACAACAUUGAUCACAAUCAUAAAGAUGCACAGACAGUGAAAGCAGUACUCAGAGAUUUUUACGAGUCCAUGUUUCCCCAGCCAUCCCAGUUUGAACUGCCACGAGAAUAUCGGAACCGUUUCCUUCACAUGCAUGAGCUCCAGGAAUGGAGGGCAUAUAGAGAUAAAUUAAAAUUUUGGACCCAUUGUGUACUUGUAACGUUGAUCAUGUUUACCGUAUUCUCGUUUUUUGCUGAGCAGCUAAUUGCACUCAAACGGAGGAUUUUUCCCAGAAGGAGGAUCUACAAGGAAGUUGGUACUGAACGGAUCGGGGUGUAGGAGGUGGAAAGAGCCUGCCUCCGUGUUCACUCGAUGACAACAGCAUCUUUGUAAUGUGAUGCCUCGAGAUCCAGGCCUGAAGAAAUAAAGAGAAACAUCCUGAAGGAUGACAGGUUGUGGGCACAAAGUGUGACCCCCAGACCAGCCGAGCUGUUUAAGAGACACACUAAAAAAUGAUAGGUGUGUUGGGCAGCCCUCCGCUGAAAUUCUACUUUGGAAGCAUUAGCUCAUGGACAUGUUAUCCUUUUUAUAAAAAGGGUUACCAACAGAGAGACAGCUGCCUUUAUUGCAGUGGACAUUGCCAAGUAAAUUUAAUAUCUGAAUCCUACACCAGUGUGGGAGCAGUUACUGAGAGGCCUCAAUCAGCCUUUGCAUUCCAGAGCAUUCUGCUGGUCUCUUGCUGGGAUGCUUUUUUCAUUUUCCGUUUUUAAAUAAGUAACAUUUAAGUUAACUCUUUUAGCUGUCCUUGUGUCUCAACUGUGAUGCUGAAACAAAUUGGUGAAUGUAUAAUUUCAGCCCAGCUUCGUAUUGGGAGGAUCAAAAAAAUUUGGAUUUGAAGAAUGUUAAUGGGAUUCGGCUAUGGAAGAUCUCAGGACCUGAUGUCUGAAAUAUCUUGGUUUGGGUUUACUUGACCCCCCCACCCCCAGGAACACAGGGAUUAUGUUUGGGGGCCUGCACACGAAGGGCUGCUGAUCAAGAGUACUCAUGUUUUGGAAACGUUGUAAAAUACAAACAAAAGUGCCUCAUUGUAGAAAUUAGCGAUACGGUCCCUGAACCACCGUCACAUCACGUUGAUGGUUCCUUUGAUACAGGAGCAGGUGAUACCAAGGGACAUAUGUCGGGAGGGUCUUUUAAGUUUGGGCAGACCCUGACACUGCAUCAUACUGUGGUAUGACAUCAACAAAGCCACAGAAGACUAGGGUAGGAGAGGAAAUCUAUUCAAGGGGACGUUUCUGACAUGUACUUUAAAUCACAGUCACAGCACUAGUCUUUCAAAAAUCACAUUAAUCAUUUUGUAAUAAUUGUAAAAUAUGGAAUUUGAAAUGUACAGGAUGUGUUUGUGCUGUCAUUGUGGUUAAAAAAGGUCACAAAAAAAAACUCACUUGUCUGAUGCUUC